This is a messenger RNA of Dalotia coriaria, 628 nucleotides long. RefSeq lists its product as uncharacterized. The coding region runs from base 255 to 581 and encodes 108 amino acids. The record is from RefSeq and is a predicted model, not a curated record. The transcript has 4 exons. NCBI's taxonomy places the organism in Eukaryota, Metazoa, Arthropoda, Insecta, Coleoptera, Staphylinidae.
UAAAUCAGAAAAAAACAGCCGGCUGUCCCGCACAGUAUUUGCUGGAAACUAUAACACCAUACAUCAAUUUCAGAUGUGAUAAGAAGUCGAUACCAGCAGCACGCUUCGUAGCAACAACAUACAAAAUUUAAAACAAAAACGAUUAUAACAAUAAGAUAUAAAAAAAAUUACAAGUGUAGGCAUUCAUAACACAACUCCAGUUAUUUAUCACAAAGCGCGCCUGAACUCAGUGCAAAAACUCGAUUCUUACAACUAUGAAUAAAAUCAUCUCUGUUGUGUUUGGUUGCUGCUUGCUGUUUGGUGUGCUCAUACAUUUGAGCAAUGCACAAACUGAACAAGAAAAUUCAGACUGUGCACUUUUCGGUGGGCGAUGCAAAAGCACCUGUCACAAGGGAUACGAUAUGAAUUCAGCUGAUGCAAGACUGUGCACCGGUUCUAAAAACAAUAUCUGCUGUAACCCAUAUGAAGAUAGAUGUAAGAGUCAAGGUGGUCAAUGCGAGACAAAGUGCCAAGGAAAACGCACUAAAGACAAUACACCUGAUUGCAAAGAUUUGGGCAUGGAAUGCUGCAUAUAUUUUUAAAUCACAAAUAAAAAUAAAGUAUGUUAAUAAAAUGCGAAUCUAAAAAA